Molecule: messenger RNA, 2453 nt
Organism: Polyodon spathula (Mississippi paddlefish)
Lineage: Eukaryota; Metazoa; Chordata; Actinopteri; Acipenseriformes; Polyodontidae
Product: ethanolamine kinase 1-like
Exons: 8
Coding region: 453-1535 (360 amino acids)
Biological process (GO): phosphatidylethanolamine biosynthetic process
Cellular component (GO): cytoplasm
Molecular function (GO): ethanolamine kinase activity
Source: RefSeq, a predicted model, not a curated record
ACAAAAUUAUCAAUAUCAAUAAUAAUAAUAAUAAUAGAUUCAUGUAGGCAUUCGACUAAAUUCACACCAGUUUGCUUCGGUCUUACAACCACCAGGGGAGACACAUCUUUACAAACCGCUUCUAAUGCUGCCAAGUCCGGCUCUAGCCGAGCCCCCGCCCGCAGGCACGCCGGGUUGCGAGUGCUCGGAGUGGGCGUUUCUCCAGCUCUCUCGCCGGUCUCUCUGACUGAGCUCCCCGCACUGGAACCAAACAAUCAGGUGAUUCUUCUCCAGGGCGUUGCGCACCGGACACCAACAUCACCGUCGUUUCAUUAAGAAAAAAAAACAAAAAAACCGGCCAGUUAUAUUGUACAUUCCGUUUCUCUAAAAAACACUGUUUUAUUUAUAUCGCUGUCUUUUAUAUUGCAGGAAAUUAUUUGCUGUAAAGUCUUGACAGAAAGGAGAUAAGCAGAAUGGAGACGGAAAUCCAUGUGCCCGUCGGUUCGCCGGUAAUCCGAAAAUUGUCAAUUUGCGUGGAUGAGCAUAAUGUAAUACCCGGUGCAUUGAAACUGAUCAAAAAGCUUCGACCCGCCUGGGACACCGACCGGGUACAAACCAAGUUGUUCACGGAUGGCAUCACUAACAAGCUGGUGGGCUGCUAUUUGGAGGAAUGCCCAACUGACACUGUGCUGGUCCGGGUCUAUGGGAACAAGACGGAGCUGUUUGUGGACCGUGACAACGAGCUGAAGAGUUUCCAAGUCCUGCACGCCAACGGCUGUGCCCCGCACCUCUACUGUACCUUCCAGAACGGGCUGUGCUACGAGUUCAUGCAAGGGGACGCACUGGGACCCCAACACGUCCGGGACCCUGUGCUUUUCAGACUGAUUGCUGUGGAGAUGGCACGGAUCCACACUAUCCAUGCGCACAACGGCUGCAUUCCCAAACCCAACCUGUGGAUCAAGCUGCGGAAAUACUUCUCCCUCGUGACAACAGAGUUCACGGCAGAGGCCUCCAACAUCAGGAUCCAGCAGGAAGUGCCCAGCCUGGAAGUGCUUGAACAGGAAAUGGCGUGGAUGAAGGAGCACCUCUCGCAGCUCGGCUCUCCCAUAGUGCUUUGCCACAAUGACCUGCUGUGUAAAAACAUCAUCCACAACGACAAAGAAGGCCAAGUCAGAUUUAUAGAUUACGAGUACGCCAGCUACAAUUACCAAGCCUUUGACAUUGGGAACCACUUCAAUGAGUUUGCAGGAGUGAGCGAGGUGGACUACUCCCUCUACCCCAGCAGGGAGCUCCAGAUGCAGUGGCUACACAUCUAUUUGCAGGCCUACAAGCGCUUCACCAAGAAGGGGGAGGAGGUGACUGAGUGCGAGAUCGAGACGCUCUACGUGCAGAUCAACAAGUUUGCUUUGGCUUCUCAUUUCUUCUGGGGCUUCUGGGCGCUCAUUCAAGCCAAGUACUCCACUAUCGACUUUGACUUUCUCGGGUACGCUGUGCUGCGGUUCAAUCAGUACUUCAAGAUGAAGCCUGAGGUGAUGGCACUGGAGAUCCCUGAAUGAUCCCUGGCCUCUUACAGCAGUGGCAGCUCCUCCUGAAGUCUUUUUAAGGACUUCAAACGAGAUGCAGAAGCACUUUUCAGAUGGGAACUGAGGUUACACUAGUUUAGUUAGUCCGGUGAAGCGGGGGGGGGGGGGGGGGGGGGUUACACGCAUUGCACAAGCCCCUCCCUUUCCUGUUCUCCUUCCAUGUUUAGCUGCAGCACAUCACAGCGAUACAUGAAGUCUGUUUUAGUUGGAUGAUCAGGCCACCAUUUUGCCAGAUUCUUGAUUUGCCUGAAUGUCGUUUGAAUUGUGAGCAGUGAAGAUCCUACACAGACUGAACUGUGACAUAACUUAGUGUUGUGCCAAGGUGGCCAAAUCAAAACUGUAAAACCCACGAGGAUCAUAUUAAUAUUUGUGUGUUGGAGAUGUGUUGGAAUUCCCCUCUGAAUUCUGCACGAGGGGCUGAUCUAAAUGAAUUCCUGCAAUAAACUGAACGUGUGUAAAUCAGUAUUCCUGUAGAUAUAAUCGAUCCAUUCAGUACUGCCCCACACUCUCAGUUUGUUGUAUGAAUGUUCUGUCUUUUGUUCUACUCCCCCUGUCUAUUAGUAGCUUUUCUGGUGCAUUCCAUACUUUGGAAGGAGAAUUAUGGGAGGGGUAGAGGUACGUGAAUUUUAAAGCUGAUUGUUUUCUUUUUUUCGGAUUGGGGAAGGUUUAUUGUUUUGGUGUUCUAGAACGUAAACUUUUUAAAAAGGCAUGAACCCCUUUCUGAAAGGCCCUGGCAGGGGGACAAACCUGGAGAUAAGCAUUUAUUACAUAAAAAUAUUCCAUAUACUGUGAAUGUAGAACACUGUGACCUACCUGCCCACGGUACUCACUCCUGAUUGGCUAAGCUAUAUCUUGGGCACCCCUUGUCCGAAUCUAAUGGAACUUACACCA